Hevea brasiliensis (rubber tree) is the source of this 755-nucleotide messenger RNA. RefSeq names its product mitochondrial Rho GTPase 2-like. Bases 246 to 530 code for a protein of 94 amino acids. Lineage: Eukaryota; Viridiplantae; Streptophyta; Magnoliopsida; Malpighiales; Euphorbiaceae. The record is from RefSeq and is a predicted model, not a curated record. The transcript has 3 exons.
CCUGCUUCUGUCCAUGAGGACACUUGUUGUGUUUGAGACAUUAGGUUCUCUUCUUACUUCAUGUGUGUGCUGUUGAGUCUAUAGACAUCAUGACAUGACUUGAUACUUUUAUUUUCAGUUCAAAUGAAUAUUCGUGGAAAAGAUCUUGUGAAGUGCUUGUGGAGGUAACCAGGCGAGGGGAAGAAAGUGGCUACGGGGUGCCUUGCCUUCUUGUUGCAGCCAAGGAUGACUUGGAUCCAUAUCCAAUGGCAGUACAAGAUUCACUAGCGGUUUGUCAGGAAUUGGGAAUAGAGGCCCCUAUUCCUGUCAGCGUAAUAUUAGGGGAAACAAAUAAUGUGUUCUGCAGAAUUUUAAGUGCAGCUGAACGCCCCCAUUUGAACAUUCCUGAAACUGAGGCUGGUAGGAAACGCAAGUACUUUCGCCAACUUGUCAGUCACUCUCUUCUGUUUCUGUCAGUUGGGGCUGCUUUCACUGUUGUCGGAGUGGCAGCUUUUCGUGCCUACAAUGCAAGGAAGAAUUCUUCCACUUAGAUUCUGAGCCUGCUAUCAACUGCUCUGCUAUUUUUCUACUUCAAAGAAGGUUUCCCAAUUUUGCAAGCAGGAACACGAGAGGGAAUCCUUGUACAUAAAAUGUUUACAUCCGUUUUAACUACUGUAUCUAUUCUUUUAUUAUUAUUAUUAUUUAUUUAUUUACUUAAAGGUCGGUAAACCACAUGCUGUAUUGUUCUUUGUGAAAGAUAUUCUGGAUUUUGGUCU